Ascochyta rabiei is the source of this 1416-nucleotide messenger RNA. RefSeq names its product ribosome biogenesis protein ytm1. The coding region runs from base 1 to 1416 and encodes 471 amino acids. The record is from RefSeq and is a predicted model, not a curated record. Gene Ontology annotation, biological process: ribosome biogenesis. Gene Ontology annotation, cellular component: preribosome, large subunit precursor. The transcript is spliced from 2 exons. NCBI's taxonomy places the organism in Eukaryota, Fungi, Ascomycota, Dothideomycetes, Pleosporales, Didymellaceae. Gene Ontology annotation, molecular function: protein binding.
AUGGAGUCGACCGCAGCAGAAACAAAAGUGCAGAUCCGCCUCAGCACCCGCGACCCUGGCCUUCAGAUUGCCGAGGAGCCGACGGUUUUGCUGGUGCAGACAUCUCUGAGCCGACACCAGCUUUCCACCCUCGUCAACGAUUUGCUGCACCGCGACGCAAACCGCAUUCCCUUCGAUAUCCUGAUCAAUGGCCAGUUCCUGCGCACCUCGAUCGACGAGUUCCUCACCAAGAACGGCAUCAACGCAGAAACAACACUGGACGUAGAGUACACAAGAGCGCUGGUCCCCCCGCUGAACGUCACGAGCUUCGAGCACGACGACUGGGUUUCUGCUGUAGAUGUCCUGUCACGCUCCUCGCCCGCAGGCACAUGGUCGGGUGGAGGCGUGCAGGGUGGACAGGAGAGGAUCCUCAGCGCCAGUUACGACGGCCUGGUGCGAGUCUGGAACACCUCGGGCGACGUGUUGGCGACAUCGGAAGCACCCAACAACGGCGGCAGGAUCACCAGCUUGAAGUCGGCCAAGUGGUUGUCGGACAAGAAGUUUGUCGCUGCAGGUCUGGACAACACCGUGCGCGUCUACAAGUACGACGACAAUGCGCGCACCAUCACCACGAGCCUCGAGCUGUUCAGCCACAACUGGGCCGUCGAGGAUCUUGCCGUCCACGCACCCUCGAGCCGCAUCUUGUCCGCCUCGUCCGACUCCACCCUCUCCCUGUUCUCCAGCAACGCAAGGGAAAACCCAGCCGCGCCCUCCAACCUCCUCCCCAGCUCGACCGCCGCCUCCAAUAAGCGCCAGAAGCUCUCCAAACCCGACCGCACAGUCCCUGCUCGCGGAGCGCUAGCCACUUUCACCGGCCACGCCUCGCCCGUCUCCAGCGUCAUCUUCAAACCCGACGACGCCACAGUCGCCUACUCGGCCUCGCACGACCACACACUCAAGACGUGGGACUUCCCCACGCAGUCCUGCGUCGACACACGCACGACGGGCCACGCGCUCCUCUCUCUCUGCGCAGUCCCCGCCCGCAACCUCCUCGCAACCGGAACUGCAGCGCGCCACAUCACCCUCAUUGACCCGCGCGUGUCCGCCACACAAGUCAGCGUCAUGACACUGCGCGGCCACAAGAACGGCAUCGUGUCGCUCGACACAGAUCCCAACUCAGAGUACAAUCUUGUUUCCGGCUCCCACGACGGCACCUGCCAGAUCUGGGAUUUGAGGAACGUUACCACUGGCGGCCAGGUUGGCGAGGGCAUGACGGGCGAGAGUGUCUACACAAUCAACCGGCAGGGACAGAGCGGGCCGGCGAAGAGCCACGGCGAGGGCGUCAAGGUAUUUAGCGUCAGGUGGGACAAGGAGGUUGGCAUUGUGAGCGCGGGCGAGGACAAGAAGGUGCAGAUCAACCGCGCCCUGGAUCUGUAG